AAAGCAAGAUAAUUAUAAAUCUAUAGUUAGUGUUCAGUUUAGAAGUUCUAACUUCUAGUUGUCGCUUAGCUUACUUGUCGCAAUUUAAUGAGAUAUUAAUUAAACGGUUAAAAUGCAGAAAGUGAUUUUUAUAUGUAUUUUUGCGAUCAUCUGCCAAACAGUAUUUACUGCUGGGUACGAGAGAACAUGGAUUUUACGCCAAAAACGAAUGACAAGUGAUGAUGAAUGCCGAACUCUCCUUCCAAGCCCAGAAAAGAAAUUACCUACAUGUUGUCAAAUGCCAAAUAUAUUACCUGGUUUGGACAAUGCUUGGGAAACAUGUUUUGAAAAGUUCAAACAAUUCAAGGAUAAACCUGAAACAAAAGAAUACAAAGAAAUGGCACAUGGAAAAGAGCCACCAUGUCUUUUCCAAUGUAUUUUCAUGCAAUCUGGAUUAACUACUAAUGAUGGAAAACUUAAUGAAGAUGCUAUUAUAAAAAAGAUGGCUGAAGGAAUGAACAAUGACGAAAAAUGGAAGUCUAUAUGGCAAAAUACUCUCAAUAAAUGCUUUAAUGAUGUUAAACAAGAAGAAAAAAAACAAGUUAUAAUGAUGAAUACUCCUGCAGGAAGAUUGAUGAAGUGUUUCUUAAGAGAUAUUUACAUGAACUGUCCCAAAAAUGUAUGGAUUGAAAGUUCAGAAUGCAUGAAAAUGAAGGAUUUGGUGCAAAAAUGUCCAGAAAUGCCCCCACCGGUUUUCCAAUCACCACCUAAAUUAAUUUAAUUUAGAAAUUUACUCAUUUAUAAUAGUUAAGUACUUUUUAAAAAUUAAAAAAAAUACUUACUAGAUGUUGAAUACAAUGGAUAAAUGGUUUUAAUAUUACAAAUAAAUAAUAAACGCAUUAGAAUUUAAAAAA
This is a messenger RNA of Rhopalosiphum padi (bird cherry-oat aphid), 893 nucleotides long. Its product is annotated as general odorant-binding protein 67-like. Gene Ontology annotation, molecular function: odorant binding. NCBI's taxonomy places the organism in Eukaryota, Metazoa, Arthropoda, Insecta, Hemiptera, Aphididae. The transcript is spliced from 8 exons. Bases 113 to 760 code for a protein of 215 amino acids. The record is from RefSeq and is a predicted model, not a curated record.